UCUCUUUUCACUAAUCAAAUGAAUUAAGUUGUUUAAUUACGAAGGUCUUGAAUUGGUUUCUUUCAGUUGAUAAAUGGCAAACUCUGGUUCAUCAGAUCUCCGCAGAGAAAGUGGAGGGGAAAAGUGUGAGUUGGAAGCUUACAAUACUAUUCUUAAUGAAUUAGUUUUUGAAACUAAUGACGGAUUCGCUUGUGGGGAAUCACAGAAAGGACUCAGUUGGCCUAAUCAAGAAACGGAGAGACCGAGUAGUCGAAUUGUGCAAAAUUCGUUCGAUUACAGACCAGGAUUGGCACCAACUCAAGCUGGGACAAGCAGCUCCCAGCGCAAACGCAAUGGCACUCACCAAAGGAAUACCAGAAAGACUCCAGCAUCCACUGAAAGAAGGAAAGAGAAUGACAAAAGAUAUAGAGACAAAUGCCGGGAAUCCAGAAGGAAAAUGGAGUGCGAGUUGCAUGAGCUUGGUCGAGAAAAUGUGCAUCUGCAUGAUGAGAACAAAAACUUAGUGAUGGAAAAAGAAUCCAUAAACAAGAGUCUGCAAUCAGCAGAAACUGAAACAAAGCAGCUUAAGAUCGAAAUUCGAAAUCUCAAGAGUAACAUGGCCAACCGACAAAUUCGUGCCGAUUAUUUUUUAAAGAAACUGGAUUUAUCGACUAGCAGCCACGAUAUUAAUCAUCGGCUUGAGAUUAAAAAGCUUCAGAAUGAGAUAAUGGUGUCAAGACAGGAUAAUUGGGAGGAUGGGUUUAUGAACAAGCUACAACUUGUACAAGAAAUUGGGAAUUUGGAGCAUGAGAAUAAGCUACUCAAACUACAAGUUGAUGCACUAUGUGAGAAAAUCAACAAUGAGAAUAGCCAUGGAGAAACAAAAGCAAUGGAAUGGUAACUUUGGUAAUGGCUAAUUAAGCAUCAGACUAGUAGGUGGGUGGUGUGGCAGUGGCACCAGCAGUGAUUCCUUCCCCUAUGUAUUAGAGAAGUUGUUAUAUAUGUAAUGUAUUCAACUUGAAAAUUUAAAUCUUUUUACAUGUAGUAAAGUGAUAACCGAUUUAAAAA
This is a messenger RNA of Tripterygium wilfordii, 1047 nucleotides long. RefSeq lists its product as uncharacterized. The coding region runs from base 74 to 880 and encodes 268 amino acids. The record is from RefSeq and is a predicted model, not a curated record. NCBI's taxonomy places the organism in Eukaryota, Viridiplantae, Streptophyta, Magnoliopsida, Celastrales, Celastraceae. The transcript is spliced from 5 exons.